AUGACAGUCGAUGUCGACACGGUUACCGUACCUACAGUGGUCAAUGGAAAGGCAGGUGUUGCACUCCCGGUGAACGCUGCCGCCGAGCUGGCCGCCCAACCUCCCCCGACAAGUGGCCCACCACCUGUCCCCGUGCUCACGUCACGGACUCUCUUGGACGAGCAUCUCGCCUCCCGCCCAACCACCGACUUGCCUGCAAUCUUCUUUGCGGCCACCAACGCAGAAGAAACCCUGUAUCUGAACCAAGCCGGUGACAGGGUGUUUGGACGGCCGGAGGAAGGCGCUGUCAAUAGCGAUACCCCUGUCGAGCUCUUCUCGCAGACCAAGGUGGUGACGUGCGUCUCGGUGCUUCUGCUCGUCGACCGCGGCCUUAUUUCUCUCGAUGAUUCCGCCGACAUCGAAAAGUACCUUCCCGAACUCUCGACAUGCCAGAUCUUGACCGGGUACGAUGAAGCAGGCGACGGCGUGCUCGUACCCCCAGAGAGAAAGAUCACGGCACGCAUGCUGUGCUCGCAUUCGUCAGGUCUCAUCUAUCCCCGCGGCGUCUCUCUCAUCUCGGACUACUGCACGCGCCAUUCCAUCCCGACAACCUUCUCCCACCCUGGCGGUGCCGAGGUGCUGGUAGCGCCGCUAAUCUACGAGCCCGGUUCCUCCUUCCACUACUCCCAGUCUAUCGACUGGGCUGGUGUCCUCGUGGAGCGCGUUUCGGGCAUGAGCCUGCACGACUACAUGCGCAAGUACAUCUGGGGCCCUCUUGGAGCUGCCAGCAUGACGUUUUGGCCGACGGAGCAAGUCCGCCAAAGCAAGAUUUGGGUCUGCACUCGAGACGAGGAGACCAACGAGAUCCAGCUGUUUCCCAACGGGUUUGCGCUCGCUCGCCCCGAGACGGUCGCCGAGCAAGAGAAGAGCCUGCUUCUCGGCGGAGGCGGCCUCUUUGGCAGCCAGAAGGACUACCUCGCCUUUCUCCGUGCACUCCUCCGCUCCGACCCGCGCUAUGGGGCACAGGACCCACUGCUCUCCCCUGCCAUGUACGCCGAGCUCUUUACGCCAACGAUCACAUCCAAGGGUGCCGAGGUGCUGUGUGACAUGGUCAACAGCUGGAUCCCCGUCGAGCCGCUGCAUACACCCGAAACCGUCAACCACAGCGUAGGCUUCGCCCUUUGCCUCGUGGACGUGCCCGGCCGGAGGAGGAAGGGCACUGGAUACUGGGGUGGAGCAGCAAAGACCAACUAUUGGAUCGACCCAGUGCGAGGUAUAGCCGGCAUUGUCGGUACCAACCUGUACUGGAAGGGCACCAAAGAUCCUUGGGAGGAGUAUGCCGCCGAGUUUGAGCGGCGGCUGUACGCCUCUAUCACGUAG
This is a messenger RNA of Apiotrichum porosum, 1359 nucleotides long. RefSeq lists its product as uncharacterized. The record is from RefSeq and is a predicted model, not a curated record. The coding region runs from base 1 to 1359 and encodes 452 amino acids. Lineage: Eukaryota; Fungi; Basidiomycota; Tremellomycetes; Trichosporonales; Trichosporonaceae. The transcript is spliced from 4 exons.